Benincasa hispida (wax gourd) is the source of this 1825-nucleotide messenger RNA. RefSeq names its product pectinesterase/pectinesterase inhibitor PPE8B-like. Gene Ontology annotation, molecular function: pectinesterase activity; enzyme inhibitor activity. The record is from RefSeq and is a predicted model, not a curated record. Gene Ontology annotation, biological process: cell wall modification. Lineage: Eukaryota; Viridiplantae; Streptophyta; Magnoliopsida; Cucurbitales; Cucurbitaceae.
CGCAGGACCCUUCAUUUAUUUCUUCCAUUUUGUUUAAUUUCCUCCUCCGUCCGUAACUCAGAGACCGAGGCAGAAGUAGCUCAAUAAUUCCAUCUUAUCUUAAUGGCCAAAUUAACCACAAAACCCCUUCAGUUUUGCUGCUUCUUCUUCAUCCUCUUGUUUCCGAUACUUCCGGCUACCUCUUCAGUGGAUCUUGUGCAGACAGAAUGCUUGAAGGUACCCUUCUCCCAGUUCUCUAACUCACUUCUCUCCACCAUCGACGGUGUACGACAGGUGAUGACCAUUUUCUCUCCAUUCACUAAAUUACUGGGUGAUUUACGGCUUUCCACCGCCAUUUCCGACUGUCUCGAUUUGCUCGACUCUUCUGUUGAUCAGUUGAGCUGGUCCCUCUCCGCCACCCAAAAUCCCAAGGCUAAAGACUACAGCACAGGAGAUCUGAGUUCUGAUCUGAAGACAUGGCUGAGCGCUGCAGUGGUUAAUCCAGAAACAUGCAUUGAUGGAUUUGAGGGCACCAAUAGCUUUAUCAAAGGUCUUGUAUCCGGGGGCAUCGACCAGUUAACUUCACAGCUCUAUGACCUUCUUUCCAUGGUGAAAUCUUUCCCCAAUAAUCAGCCGGCUGAGUUUCCUUCAUGGGUGAAAUCUGAGGACCGGAAUCUGCUGCAUCUAAAUGACUUGGCUGCCGAUGCCACUGUGGCCGCCGAUGGGACUGGGGAUUUCACCAGUGUGAUGGAUGCGGUUCGAGCGGCCCCUGACAAUAGCAUACAACGUUAUGUUAUAUACAUUAAGAGGGGUGUGUAUUUGGAGAACGUGGAGAUCAAGAAGAAGAAGUGGAAUCUCAUGAUGAUUGGAGAUGGAAUCGAUGCCACCAUCAUAUCGGGUAAGCGGAAUUUUGUUGACGGUUGGACAACAUUCCGCUCAGCGACCUUUGCUGUAAGUGGAAGAGGAUUCAUAGCGCGAGACAUAACAUUCGAGAAUACUGCAGGGCCAGAGAAACAUCAAGCAGUGGCACUUAGAUCCGACUCGGAUCUAUCGGUAUUUUUUCGAUGCCGAAUUAGAGGGUACCAAGACACGCUGUAUACGCACACCAUGCGCCAAUUCUACCGCGAGUGCCAAAUCAGUGGCACCGUUGAUUUUCUGUUCGGCGAUGGCACCGUUGUUUUCCAAAACUGCACCAUCCUCGCGAAGAAGGGUCUUCCCAACCAGAAAAACACCAUCACUGCUCAGGGCCGGAAAGACCCAAACCAACCCACCGGCUUCUCCAUUCAAUUCUGCAACAUCUCUGCGGACUCAGACCUUGAACCCUUGGUUAACACCACGGCAACGUACCUUGGAAGACCAUGGAAGGAAUAUUCCAGAACCAUUAUCAUGCAGUCAUAUAUGAGCGACGCCAUUAGGCCAGAAGGUUGGCUUGAGUGGAACGGCGAUUUUGCAUUGAAUACACUAUUCUAUGCUGAGUUUAUGAAUCAUGGGCCGGGGGCGCGAUUGGCGAAGCGUGUCAAUUGGCCCGGUUACCGCCGACUGAAUCAUACCAGUGAAGCUACUAACUUCACCGUGGCUCAAUUCAUUGAAGGAAACAUGUGGUUGCCGUCCACGGGUGUCAAAUUCACUGCAGGACUCGGAGCUAAUUAAUUUGGGAGUAAUACGAUCGUCUUAAAAUAUUUUUUAAAAGUGAUAAAAAUAUUUCUUUAAUGUGAUAAUUUAUGAUUGGACGAUUCAAUGGAAUACCUAAAGAUAAGUGUAACAAUGUCACUAAAUAUUUUUAUUUUGUAAUUAAAGUUAAUAUUUUUAAGAAGACCUAUAAAUUACCACCAAAUCUUCAUUCCUC